CACCGAAGAAGAAAUAAACUUUACCGGAUGCUUACUGUGCUGUUAAUAUUUUACACCUUAAAUAAGAAUUUCUGUGGGGUAAUUUCAGUUUUUAACAAAGUAUGGACGUCGGUGAGCUGCUGAAUUAUCAGCCCGAGCGGGGAGGCAAGCGGCCAAGGGAGGAAGGCAGCUCUGAGGAGUCUUGGGCAAAGAAGACAUCGAGCAGAGAACCUCCGAAACCUGCGGUAGCAGUGCCAGAACCUGAGCAGGAAGAUCCGGAGAACAGAGAGAGGAUCUUGGAGAAGCUCAUGGACCAGGACGAGGUGGACCCUGAGGGCGAACCGGUGGAUGAGGGCACGGUGAAGAAAAUGAUCCUGACCUUCGAGAAGAGGUCGUACAAAAACCAGGAGCUCAGGAUUAAGUUCCCAGACAAUCCAGAGAAGUUCAUGGAGUCUGAACUGGACCUCAAUGACAUCAUCCAGGAGAUGCACGUGAUCACCACCAUCCCGGAGCUGUAUCACCUGCUGGUGGAGCUGAAUGCUGUGCAGUCUCUGCUUGGCCUGCUGAGCCACGAAAACACUGAUAUCGCCAUCGCAGUGGUGGACCUGCUGCAGGAGCUCACGGACGUCGAUACGCUCAACGAGAGCGAGGAAGGAGCCGAAGUCCUCAUCGAUGCCCUGCUGGAGGGCCAGGUGGUGGCGCUAAUGGUGCAGAACAUGGAGCGGUUGGAUGAGACAGUGAAAGAAGAAGCGGAUGGAGUUCACAACACGCUAGCCGUUGUGGAGAACAUGGCCGAGUUCAGACCAGGGCUUUGCACCGAAGCCGCUCAGCAGGGACUCAUGCAGUGGAUCCUCAAGAGGAUUAAGGCAAAGAUGCCAUUUGACGCUAACAAGCUGUACUGCAGUGAGAUCCUGGCCAUCCUCCUCCAGAACAAUGACGGCACCAGAGAGCUUUUGGGCGAGAUGGACGGCAUCGAUGUGCUCCUGCAGCAGCUCUCAGUAUUCAAGAGGCAUAACCCAUCCACGCCAGAAGAGCAGGAGAUGAUGGAGAACUUGUUCGAUGCUCUCUGCUCCUGCCUCAUGUUGCCAGCCAAUCGUGACCGCUUCCUCAAGGGGGAGGGGCUUCAGCUGAUGAAUCUCAUGCUCAGAGAGAAAAAGUUGUCUCGCACUAGCGCCCUCAAGGUCCUGGACCACGCCAUGAUCGGCCCAGAGGGCACUGAUAACUGCCAUAAGUUUGUCGACAUCCUCGGACUUCGCACCAUUUUCCCGCUGUUCAUGAAGACGCCGAAGAAGAUGAGGAAGACUGGAGUGUCGGACAAGGAGCAUGAAGAGCAUGUGUGCUCCAUCAUGGCAUCCAUGUUGAGGAACCUGAAGGGGCAGCAGAGGAGCCGUCUGCUCAGCAAGUUCACCGAGAACGACUGUGAGAAGGUGGACAGACUGAUGGAGCUGCAUUUUAAGUAUCUAGAUGCUGUUCAGCUGGCAGAUAGGAGGAUCGAUGGAGAAAAGCACGACAUGGUGCGACGAGGUGAAAUCCUGGAUGAUGCCAUGGAGGAUGAGUUUUAUCUGCGACGUUUAGACGCUGGCCUUUUUGUCCUACAGCUGAUUUGUUACAUCAUGGUGGAGAUCAGCAGUGCAGGAAUUCCACAGCUGCAGCAGAGAGUACAUCAAAUCCUGAACCUAAGAGGGGGGUCAGUUAAAGUGGUGCGGCACAUCAUGAGAGAAUAUGCAGAGAGUAUCGGCGACGGCAAGAACGAGGAGUACCGGCUGAGUGAGCAGAAACGGCUCAUGGAGCUUCUGGAGGAUUUCUAACUCUCCAAACGGAUCCCGGAACCAAGAUCUGACCACCAGUGACUGCUCUCUGAUUUCUCUGUAAAUAAUGUGUUUGAUAAAUUGACAGCAUGACUAACAGCUCACGUUUGGACGAAGCGUUUUCCAGCAACAUGAGCAUCACGUUAAAUGUGAAGGUCAAAACUGAACCGUGUUUUUAUUUCUUUUUGUUAGGAAGCACAUUUUGUAUCCAAGUCGUUUUUAAAACGAACUGUGAGAACAAGACAAACCAAGAAGAUGUAAUUAAAUUUUUUUUGACUCCUA
This is a messenger RNA of Neoarius graeffei (lesser salmon catfish), 2069 nucleotides long. It is a transcript of the gene ctnnbl1, whose product is annotated as catenin, beta like 1. The record is from RefSeq and is a predicted model, not a curated record. Bases 102 to 1787 code for a protein of 561 amino acids. The transcript has 16 exons. NCBI's taxonomy places the organism in Eukaryota, Metazoa, Chordata, Actinopteri, Siluriformes, Ariidae. Gene Ontology annotation, cellular component: spliceosomal complex.